Messenger RNA from Nezara viridula (southern green stink bug), 2433 nucleotides. The record is from the annotation of a GenBank genome assembly. NCBI's taxonomy places the organism in Eukaryota, Metazoa, Arthropoda, Insecta, Hemiptera, Pentatomidae.
AUGGAGAGGAGAGUGUUAACAGUCCCUACUCAGUUAUUAAGCAGGCCAGAGCGAGCUAUGGUACACUCAGUAAUUGCUCCCUACAUUUUUAUCAGAACACGGAUGACGGACGUGGAGGAAGCAUUGAUGGACGAGUCGCUGACCCUGAUGUGCGGUACCUUCGUUGCCUUGCGGACAAGCAGACCGCCCCCAAUACCCCUCAGGCACAUCUCCAGCUACAUGACCAUGUCCUACAAUUUCAGCCAGGAACUGCUCAGGACUGCCGAGGCAAUGCAAGAAUUUACUAAAUCUUCGGAAAUGGAGCUAUACUUUAUAGAUGCUUUGAAAAAUGAAAUUUAUAGAUGCCCUCGGUCACCUAGAGAAAAUAGGCAGUUAGUUCGUCAUAAAAUAGGUCCUGGAACAACAUUGGCUGCCUACGUUGCUUACACUAAGAGAUAUAUAUUUGUUAACGAUUUAAUUAAUGAUGGAGACUAUCCCAUGGGCCUCAAUAGGAAAGAAUCAGUGGCUCAGCGUACCAUGUGCAUACCCGUUAUCACACCAAGCCAUGAAUUGGUGGCGGUAGUACAGUUGUCGCGAGAUGCUCAAACGAAACCUUACAGUUUAAAGGAUCUUGAAUUAUGUUUGAACACCUGCCAUUGGAUCGGGACCACAUCAGAGCAUUCACACAAACAUUUAGGUCUGAGGAAAAAAGUUGCCAUGUAUGAUUAUUUCUACAAUCUUCUCAAUGCCUUUUUGUUCGAGCACAUACCUUUUAGACAGUACAUAUCAGAGUUAUUAUGUUACGGUGCGAAAAUAAUGAAUGCUCAAUGUAGCAUAUUUUAUAUGGUAUCGGGAACCGGGCACAAUUAUGAUGCCCACCAUGACAUCAACUACGAUAUGUACAUGAAUUUAGAAAAGUUUAUCCAUUUUAAGAAAAUGACUUUCGGCCAUGAAAUAAAGACUGUGGCAUCGGAAACACGGAGACAAAACAAAAUGCUGAAUCUCGGUAAAGAAGAACUUUUCAUGAAUUAUAACUUGGAUAUUUAUAAUCCCGUCGUGGUGACCUCGAGUUUGGCAGCAACUUCGCAAGGAUAUGCAGCCUACAGAGGAGUCGCCGAAAUGAUCAAUAAGCAGGAUAAUGUCAAGUUUUGUGCUGAAGACGAGGAAAUAUUUAAAAACAUUCUUCUACAUGCUGACUAUGUCCUCUCAUGUCACAAACUUUCUGAAGAAAUACGUAAACUAGAAGCUUGUUUGAAAACUAGAAAUGAGACACUUGAAUUGCUUUUUGAACCCUGUCGGCAUGACAAGAUCAAUUAUAAAAAUAUCCAAGUUGAAAAGGAUCCAGAAUUGUAUUCAGUGAACUAUGCUCCAGGUACCGUAUGCUACCUGACACUUUGCAAGAUCAUCGACUUGAUGUUCGAGGACAUUUUGCACAGGUGGAAACUAAUUGAACCAGAAGACCGGGCUAGAUUCUUAUUGAUGGUUCAAAAGGUAUCUACCGAUUCAGAACCUUUGGAUUUCUUGAAGAUAUUUUGUUCUGUCCAUUGUGUGGCGACUAUUAUCAAAAGGUGUCCUAACGUUUUCACGGAUGUAGAGAAAGAGUUGCUUUUGUACAGCGCCCUCUGCCACCAGAUCAACGUUUCGGGAACUGAUCAAGAACUCUCCGAGGACUUGGAUAUCUUUCCAGAUAAAGUUGGACACGAAUAUAGUUCUAGCUUCUUCUACACCAAACUUAUUUUUAAAAACUGUCAAAUAUUUAGUGAUGAAGAGGAGUCGACACAAAUGCUCGAUAAAAUGUCCAAACUGAUGGAAGCAUGCUAUUAUGAAAUGGUGGAAGGCAAGCUAGAAAAAAUACUUGUGUUACUUGCUAACAAGAAGUUUAAUUUGGAGAAGCCGAGGCACAAGCAUUUAGUGCGUAUUUGUGUGAUGGUUGUGGCUGGUUUUGCAGUGCAUUUUAAACCUUUUUCAGUCUCUGUUGAAUAUCAGAUAAAAAAGACACUCGGAUCCUCAAACUGUUUUAAGGAGAAUCAAUGCGACCCAUCCAAGAAAUUCGAAUCUUUUGACCGUGUGGAGUUAGCUUUAACGCAAACUAGAUUUCUGGACACAAUAGUCCUUCCUUGGGCAAUUAUUUUAAGAACCAUACUUCCACCUACGACUCCAAUGAUAUUCAGAUUAGUGGAAGAGCGUGAGAACUGGAACGAAAUCACAAAGAGCGACAUCUGCAGGGACUUCUGGAUCCCGCUCAAAAUCGAGCCGGUCCAAGGGAGGAACAACGACAUCAUAUCCUUCUUAGAGAGCAACGCUAAGCGCUGUCAAGGACCCGACGAUUCUUCGGAACAUGUCAUCGAUUAUGAGAGGGCUCUUGAAGGGAGCCAAGAUAAGAACGAAACCCUCGAGGAUGCAAGCUUAUACAGUGGAAGUUUUAAUGGCUGGUAUAAGUUCAAGAAGACGUGA